GGACCACAGCUUCUUAAUCCAGUCAUCUGUUGAGGGGCAUCUUGGCUCCUUCCACGAUUUAGCUAUUGUGGACAAUGCUGCUAUGAACAUUGGGGGGUCUGCAGAGAAUUUCUAACCCAUUACAAAGCGGACUCAGAGUCGGUCGACUUUUUAUUAACUCCGUGUACCGGCAGUUCUCCUUUCCCCAGAUUGUCCCAACCUCCUCAGUGAGAAACUCGUUGCUCGGAGGACUAAACUGUGCCCCUGGCUGUCCUCAGGAUGCGCAGAACCCCUCCCCUCUCCCUGCUCACCCCCACACCUCGCAGGCUCUGACCCCUCCCCCACUUUCACCUCUGCCCCUUCAGUGACACCUGCCUUUCAGCCUGAAACCCAGUCAAGUCUCCCCCAAUUAAAAAUGAACGCUCCACCCUGCCUUCCCUCCAUCGUCAGGGUUAGAAAUUUGAGGCACAACCCUGCUAACGUGGUCUGCACUCGCUACCCCCAGUCUCUUGAGUCGCACUGGCCUUGGCUCAGCUGGGGCCCCCACCCGUGCAUGCAGACUUCCUCUGACGUCACCCCUGGCCUUCUGGUGGCUCCGCCCCUCAGCCCUUCUCUGUCUCUGCUUGCUCUGGGCUCUGUCCUCUCCAGACCUCUCCCUCCUGGGCAGCUGGUCCUCUGUCUGGCUUCCCAUCUAGCCCCUUCCCCAAGCACCUCUUAAACAGGGGGACAGCUUCCUGGUGUCCUGCUCACUCUGCCUCCUUCCCUGAGUGCUUUCCUGCCAGGAUUUCUGCCUCUGUCCCUCUGUGCUGUGGACUGUCAAGUCUGUAUUUCUUGUGGUUUCUUUUAUUAAGUUCAAUUAGCCAACAUAUAGUACAUCAUUAGUUUCUGACGUAGUGUUCACUGAUUCAUUAGGUGUUUAUAACACCCAGUGCUCAUCACAACACGUGCGCUCCUUAGUACCCAUCACCUGGUUACCCCAGCCCCCCCCCUUUCUGCAACCCUCAGUUUGUUCCAAAUCUGUAUUUCUUUAACGCAGACCGUUUUGUAAAAACUCUUUGGAUUGGUUUGUGCUGCAGACAAUUCCAUCUUAAUAUGCUCAGAACUUAAUUCAUUUUCUCACCACCUUCAUCCCCAAUUACUACCCAUUAAUUCUGCUCUGACACCUGCAUUUUCAUUUUCAAUUUCAGUUCAUGGUGACAUGGCCCAUCCACUUAGCCAAACCAGAGACCUCAGAGGCACUCUUGACUCCUCCCUGCCUGUCACCUCCCACGGAGUCCACCCGUCAAUCCCAGGGUUUCUACUUCAGAAAUGACUCUCAGCUGCUUUCUUCUCUCCAUCCCCUGCCACAGCCUCAGCGUGGGCUUCCGUCUUGUCUCCGAGGCCCCUCUCUGUCCAGGACCGCUGUUCUCACCCACGUGCACCCGUUCACUAGCCACCUCUGAAGUCACUUUCCUGAGAAGCAGAUCACAAAGGCCAUUGCUUCAGAGCCUCGGCAGACUGCAGGGUCAUGCCCAACCCCUCAGCUGCCAGGACAGGACGUCCACAGUCUGACCCCAGUGUCCCUUUUACUCCCCCUGCAGCUCUCCCAGAAGCCCUUUCUCCCCCACACUGAACUUCUCGGUGCACCAGCUGGAUCGGGUCCUCUUACGAUUCCUGUGCCUAGAACGCUUCUUCCUGCCUCAUUGCCUGCAGACUCUUUCAAGACCCCUCUGUGAAAUCUUUCCUGACGUUUUCAGCCUUCCACACACCCCUGCCUUUUAAAAACACAUCUAGUGUGCUUAGACAGUGCUUUGAAAAUCUGUCUAAUUCCUGUGACUUUAGUUUUUUAUUGCUUAAGUGAGUGUCUCUCACAUCUCUGGUGUGGAUGUAAUCUGCCUUGAAAAGCUUUUCAUCUAUGAUUGCGGAAAGUGCCACGUAGUUUUAUUCUGUUAGCUAAAUGAAUUGAUCUCUGCAGACUUGAGUCUGUUAAGUUUUGCAGGGUCCUACAUAGGUGCUGUGGUCUCUAGAUGACUCUGUCAGGUAUGCCGCAGAAGCUUGGUGUCUAGCUGCUGUGGUUUGUGUUUGUGACAUAGUUACUACAGGUUGCAAAGGUACUAAAAAAUUAAUUACAAGUUACUUUAAGAAAAAAACAUAUUUUUACCAUAGAUUUAAAAAUGCUUAUGCUGUAACUUACCUGUUUACGUGUCUCCCCCGCUAGUCCGUGUGUCCGUCAGCAUCAGGAACCAAGGCGUCUUUAUCUUCAUUUCUCUAGAACUUAGCUCAGGGGCCGUCUCAUGAUAGUACAUAAUGAAUGUUGCCUGACUAUGGGUGCAAAACACUGGAUAGUCUAAUUCUAUAUUGGGACUUUAAGGUGAGAAAUUCACGCUUUGGUCUGGGGCGGAGGACAAGAUUCUAAGAAAGGAAUAUGAAAUAAGACUGCCUGUCCUUGAAACCCAGGUUAAACACUGGCAGCAGAAUGAUUUUUUUCUUCACACUUAGGGUCUCUGUUUUCUGACCUGGAAGCAAUAGAAUUGUUAGUUAAGUAAGCCCAUGGUUUCCUGAUGUUUCCUGGUUUUUCAUCGUUGAAAAGAUUUUAAAGCACGCUUUGAAUGGCUCAAAUGCCUGCAAAGUACAGUCAGAACUGUACUGGUCCUUCACAGAACACCGGCGGGGAAGAGAAGGAAAACGUGUGGAGCCUGAAGCUUCCAGCAAACAGUGACAUGAGCCCUGGGAGGCGGAGGCCCGAGACUCUGAUAGUGGCCCACACGUGCUGGGCGUUCGCUUCGGCUCCCCAAGUGAGAGAGCGGAGCCCUCCUCACUCCAGGGCUGCCUUUGCUGUGACUUCGGGGCUCUGAUGAGGGGGAGGCCCUGUCCUCCCGUGGCGUCCUGCCUGUCCCUGCGCUGGGAGCGCUCGCGUGCACACUGACCCAUUCACUCAGGUCCCGCCCACACACUCGGCUCGGGCACCACAGGGAGAGGUUGGAAGGGACGGGCAGGGAGCGACCCGAUGAAAGCUCUGCUGCGGUAAAAGACACCUUGUUGAUUUGUAGAUCUGCUUAGCUGUUUUAAAAAAGAAGUAUGUUUUUCGUCCCUUCCUCAUUAAAAAGAAAGAAAGAAUAUUUUGACAAGUGCAUCAAAUAAAAUAUAGAAUCUGGGCCAUACUUAUCUAGAAUGUGCCUUGGGCUUGAAGCUCUUUGCAUUGAGGCAGGUGUUUCCUCAGCGAUAUGGCCUGAAGACGCGUCAAGUCCUGGUUUUCACUCUUUUAUCUUUCACGCCCAAAGAGGGGCAGGCAGCAGACAAGAGGCGUUUACUUCGUGGAGUUUGCCGGUUGCCUGGACUUAUUUUUAAAAUAUUUCUUGUGUUGCCAUGCAUGUGUGUUUUUGUAUUUUGUUUUUGUUUUGGUGCUUUUGAGGACAGAUAUUAUAGGCGGUAAAUCUAUUAAAAUUUAGUUUUUAAAUUAAAGUGAUUUUCUGGAAAGUACAGAUUUUACAGCCACAGCUCUUCUUUAGGGCUUCAAGUUGAGUUUGCAAAUUCUUUCUCUAAGUCUAGCAAGUUUCACCAACCAUUUUUAAGGGGCCUUGAAAAAUGUUUGGUUAAUUUGAAUAAUGCUAAUUAACUGAAUACUUCCCAUGGUUGUAAACUACAGUUAUGAAUUUUACAUUUUGGAUGAUUUUUAAAUACUUCAGAUGCCUUCCUGACUUCUGAAUAAUUUGUGUAACUAUUAAAGUUAUAAACAGUUAACACCGUUUUAGAAGUUCCAAAGCCAUGAUUAGACUUAAUAAAAUUUCAUUUUAAAGCCACAAGUCUAAAGCACUUAAUUAUAUAUUCCAGAUGGAAGUUUUGAGACUAUCAUUCUAAUGUGCUCUUAAACAUUACAGGGAUAUCAAAUCCCCGAAUGCUCAGAUUCCUUCCCAAUCAAAAGCACUGAUCCUAAGAUGUGGCGUUCACUUUCCUAUGUUUACGUCUGCAUUUUCCGGGCUUUGAAAUACACGUGCCCAUUGAAGGAAGACCACUCCCGCCCAGUUCCUUGAGCUUUCUGCCAGCUUGCUCACUGGACUCCUGGCAGGGGCCCCGCAGGAAUUCACUGAACCCUGUACCACAGGAUGGCACCAUUCUCAUUUGGAAUAUUCCGAAUGCCACAUGAUCUCUGAUUGUAUUUUGGAUUAUUCACGUGGCCUUCUCUGACUUGCCAUCAUGACUUCCAAGGUCCAUCUGCUGACCUCCUCCAGCCCUACCUAUAAGGAUGCCUUGGCAAAGAAUUCACCAGGGCUUUGCCUGAAGAUCUGCUAUUUUGUAAGGUACUGGAUAACAGAAUUCUGGAUCAUGUUUAAAAUGGAUGCCAGCUUGACAAACACUAUGGAAGAGUUUCAGGAACUGGUGAAGGCUUGUGGUGAGGAGUUACACUGCCGCCUGAUCGAUACAACUCAAAUCAAUGCCCGUGACUGGUCCAGGAAACUGACCCAAAGGAUAAAAUCAAACACCAGCAAGAAACGUAAAGUCUCCCUGCUCUUUGACCAUCUGGAACCAGAGGAGCUGUCAGAGCACCUCACCUACCUGGAGUUCAAGUCCUUCCGGAGGAUAUCGUUCUCCGAUUAUCAGAAUUACCUCAUAAAUAGCUGUGUGAAGGAGAACCCCACCAUGGAGCGGUCCAUCGCCCUGUGUAACGGCAUCUCCCAGUGGGUACAACUGAUGGUUCUCAGCCGCCCCACCCCGCAGCUCCGGGCAGAAGUCUUCAUCAAGUUCAUCCAGGUGGCUCAGAAGCUCCACCAGCUACAGAACUUCAAUACCCUGAUGGCUGUGAUAGGUGGGCUCUGUCACAGCUCAAUCUCCAGGCUCAAGGAGACAAGUUCGCAUGUCCCGCACGAAAUCAACAAGGUUCUGGGUGAGAUGACUGAGCUGCUGUCCUCCUGUAGAAACUAUGACAACUACCGGCGAGCCUAUGGGGAGUGCACCCAAUUCAAGAUCCCCAUCCUGGGGGUGCACCUCAAGGACCUCAUCUCCCUGUACGAAGCCAUGCCCGACUAUCUGGAGGAUGGGAAGGUCAAUGUCCACAAGCUGCUGGCUCUUUACAAUCAUAUCAAUGAGCUGGUCCAGCUGCAAGAGGUGGCCCCGCCCUUGGAGGCCAACAAGGACUUGGUGCACCUGCUGACGUUGUCCUUAGAUCUCUAUUACACUGAAGAUGAAAUCUAUGAGCUUUCCUAUGCUCGGGAACCAAGGAACCACAAAGCCCCGCCACUAACACCUUCAAAACCACCAGUAGUAGUGGACUGGGCCUCUGGAGUAUCUCCCAAACCAGACCCAAAGACCAUAAGCAAACACGUCCAGAGGAUGGUGGAUUCCGUCUUCAAGAACUACGAUCAUGACCAGGAUGGGUACAUUUCUCAGGAAGAGUUUGAGAAGAUUGCUGCCAGCUUCCCCUUUUCCUUUUGUGUGAUGGACAGAGACAGGGAAGGCCUCAUCAGCAGAGACGAGAUCACAGCCUACUUCAUGAGGGCCAGCUCAAUCUACUCCAAACUGGGCCUGGGCUUUCCUCACAACUUUCAAGAGACCACCUACCUGAAACCUACUUUCUGUGACAACUGUGCUGGAUUUCUCUGGGGAGUGAUCAAACAAGGAUAUCGAUGUAAAGACUGCGGGAUGAACUGCCACAAACAAUGCAAAGAUCUGGUUGUGUUUGAGUGCAAGAAGCGAGCCAAGAACCCAGCAGCUCCCACAGAGAACAGCACCACUGGAGGGCCAACAUCCAGCCUUUGCUCACUGGGAGCCAAAGACCUGCUUCAUGCGCCUGAGGAAGGACCCUUCACAUUCCCGAAUGGGGAGGCUGUGGAACCCAGUGAGGAAAGUAAAGAUCGGACCAUCAUGCUCAUGGGCGUGUCCUCACAGAAGAUUUCUGUUCGGCUGAAGAGGACUGUCGCCCACAAGGCCACCCAGACGGAAUCACUGCCUUGGCUGGGCAGCGAGGGUCCUUCCGGUCCCUUUAUGCUGUCCUCCCCAAGGAAGACAGCCCAGGAUACGCUGUAUGUGCUUCCCAGUCCCACAUCUCCGUGCCCCAGCCCGGUCUUGGUCAGAAAGCGGGCUUUUGUCAAGUGGGAGAAUAAAGAAUCCCUCAUAAAAUCAAAGGAGGAUCUCCGACAUCUCAGACUCCCAACCUACCAAGAGCUGGAACAGGAAAUAAACACCUUGAAAGCAGAUAAUGAUGCUCUCAAGAUCCAACUGAAAUAUGCACAGAAGAGAAUAGAAACCCUCCAACUGGCAAGAAGCAAUCAUGUCUUAGCUCAAAUGGAGCACGGUGACUGUUCCUAGCCCAGAAACUGAAGGAGCACAACAAUAUGUAGAGGAGUUUAUCAGAGAUCUCUUUACAAAAAUGAGUAACACAAACACCUGGGGAAACAUAGAUCAACCAGUUAUUUAGUACUUUAAAAAAAGAAAAGCAAGUUACUGUAUUUUUUUUUUUUUUUUUACUUGAAAGACUCCUAAUGAGGGGAACUGUCUUCUCUUCCAGUCAGUUGAAUCAAAGGGUAGGAAAGCUGAAGAAUGCAGAAUUUUUGCCAUUCACACCAUAAACUUUUUAUUCCCCUGGGACUAAUACCAACAGCUUGAUAAAAAUAUGACUACAGAUUUCUGACGAGGUUGCUUCUCCUAUGUGGCCUGUGUAGCUACUUCUUCCUUAGAACUAAAAUCCCUGGAAAAUCAUUUUGCUUCCUUCUGCGGGUUUUCUGUGAACUGAGGGAUUGAUUUUGUUCCAUCCAAAGCUUGCUUACAAUGGGAAGAUACUCAGAUUCCAAAAAUAGAUUCACUUCCUCUAUAUUCCAGCAUUCUUUUCGAAUCUGGUUCCCACUGCACUACCUCAGAUAUCUAAUCAAUUAACCUUCUCCCAUGCCUUCCUUACUAGGCUCAUAUUCACAUGAGGAUAGCUACCUAGACGUAAACUUCUAGAGAUGGAGCCACAAACGGGGGUGGGGGGGUACUAAGACAUUAUCCAAUUACAGGUCAACUCACAGUUUUAGUCUCACAGUCAUAAGUAGGCAAACUAACACCUGGAAACAUAGCUAAUACCACCUAAUACAUGACUGGCCAGGUAGCUAAGAAAAACAUACUGCAAACAUGGUACUUGUCCUCAUAUAUCUACAAUGGAGAGAAUUAGCAAUUUAUGGCUUUUUGAAAGUCUGUUUAACUUUUCAUGUGCCAUCUUUUUUUUUUUUUAAACUAUUUUGAACUGAUUUUGUGCUAUACUGUCUUCACUAUUAAUAUUAUUUAGAAAUAAGCUAAUUGGAUCAGAGGCUUCAAUAAGACCUGAGAGCGUGUAUAUGUGUAUAUAUUAUGUAUAUACAAUAUCAAGCAUGCAUUUGACUUGGAUUUUGUUUCCUCCUUCAGAAAACGUGGAAGUGAAUUAAACAACUUUGUCAUUUAUACAAAUCCACAAAUAUAAAGUUAGUUACAAGAUAAAGAACUUGCUCACAAUGUAAAAUGUAUUGUUUAGCAAAAUCACAAUUAAGAGUCCUGUGAGUUUUCUAUUAAUGAAGGUUAAUGAUAAAUGGGCUCAUUUGGUUGUCUGGGCAACAGUUUACAAACUCCCAAUCUAUAAAAUUUAUCAGACUCGUGAUUUCUCUAAAAAGUUCAUAGAAUCAUUUUCUUUUUGAGGGGAACUUACCUUCCACGCUUGGAAAGCUUGGUACCAAGCAGACUUGAAAUUCAUUCAUAAUCUCAACAAUGAAAAGUUUGAAACCCAAAGCCAACAACACCAAAUCUUAAUCAGAAUACAAAGUAUAUAUACAGUGUGACUUCCUUGAAGGAUUCCAAUCAUUUAAGAAGUUUCUUUGAUGAAAGACCAGUUUCCAUCUGCUUAUCUCCUAGUGCUCAGCUUUAGUGACAAAACUAGUGAGCAGCUUUCAGUUAGUGUUUUAAAGAAUUACUUUACACACAAAUUUAUCCUUUCCUAAUUCCAAGCUCAGAAAUCCCCAUAGCAGGCUGCUUAGGUCCAUCACCUGGUAUGUAAGUUAAGAAGCAAUUUGUCCAUAUAAGUAAGCAGCAAACGUGAAUUUAUAAUAGUCUUUAAAAUUCAUGUUCAUCAUUAUUAUUCUUUCCCUCUGAUAACAGACCAAAGGUGGUACAGCUCAAUUUCUUUAUAAACAUAAGUCAUGUAACACAAAUUUUUUUUUCUCCUUACCCUCCAUCCAAAAUACAGACCCAAGGUUAAUUCCUGUGUACAUUAUCUGUAAUCCUAGAAUUCCGAAGGUCAGACCUCCCUUAAUCAGUCAAAUUAAUAUGGCUAGAGGGUCUCAAGCAUUCCAGAAUUUAUCACUGAAAUGGGCAGGAAGCAGUUUUAUCACAAGUUUUUAUAGUCCAGCAAGGGCCAAAGACAAAUAGCAUGUAAAUUAAUAUUUGCACUGAGCUACAUGGGAUUAGUAGAAUCUACAGAAAUAAUCUGGAAAAAAUUUUUGGUUUGUCAAGCCUAGGAUACAAAUUUUUAUGCCUUAUAAACUGACUUGAAGUAAGUUUGAGCACAUAUUUAUCUGUCAAAACAAGGACAAAUCUUAUUUUGUCAACAGCAACAUCACUUCUCAUUUUCUUCGGUAACUGACAUGCCUUUUUACUGACCAUUGUGAAUUUCUGUCUAAGGAUGUAUAAUGUAGAAGAACUGCAGGGGAAAAACAAGUGUACAGAUUGUAAAGGGUUUUUUGUGGGGUUUUUUGAUACCUAAUGUAAGUUUUCUUUGUGUAAUAUUUAUAUGAUAAAAGACAUUAGCAUCCCUACCACA
Molecule: messenger RNA, 8716 nt
Organism: Ailuropoda melanoleuca (giant panda)
Lineage: Eukaryota; Metazoa; Chordata; Mammalia; Carnivora; Ursidae
Gene: RASGRP1
Product: RAS guanyl releasing protein 1
Exons: 16
Coding region: 4153-6261 (702 amino acids)
Biological process (GO): Ras protein signal transduction
Cellular component (GO): plasma membrane
Molecular function (GO): guanyl-nucleotide exchange factor activity; calcium ion binding
Source: RefSeq, a predicted model, not a curated record